Exophiala aquamarina CBS 119918 is the source of this 4104-nucleotide messenger RNA. RefSeq lists its product as uncharacterized. The coding region runs from base 1 to 4104 and encodes 1367 amino acids. The record is from RefSeq and is a predicted model, not a curated record. Gene Ontology annotation, molecular function: tRNA binding. NCBI's taxonomy places the organism in Eukaryota, Fungi, Ascomycota, Eurotiomycetes, Chaetothyriales, Herpotrichiellaceae. Gene Ontology annotation, biological process: tRNA wobble base 5-methoxycarbonylmethyl-2-thiouridinylation. Gene Ontology annotation, cellular component: cytosol; elongator holoenzyme complex. The transcript has a single exon.
AUGCGAAACCUCAAGACAAUCGCAUAUCAUGAAACAAGACUAGAUCCAAAGGUGUCAUCACGAACAUUGCCCUUGACAGCAACCGCAUGGGAUACAGCAAACGACACUGUGAUUUGUGCCUUUGGGCCUACUCCGACUCAACCUGUAAUUGAAUUGAAGCGGCGAAGGUCAAAUCUUGCGGCCUCCGAGGAAGCCUUCAUUGACAUCACAUCAUGGGAUGCUCCUUGUCCUCUGCCAGAUCUUGAAUCUGACGAAAUUUUACUUCUUCAACAUUUCUCUGAUGCCGCCACUUCUUGCCUUGUCCUGGCUGGCGGAGAUGUCAUUGUGGUCCGAGAAGAACCUUUGCCAGAUCAAGAAAAGAUUGAAAUUGUGGGAAGUGUCGAUGUAGGAAUAUGUGCUGCGACGUGGGCCCCGGAUGAGGAACUACUCGCCAUUGUCACUCGAGCAGACACUUUGGUGUUGAUGAGUCGAACUUUCGAGCCACUGAACGAAGCCACACUUUCCGCCGAUGAUCUCAAGGCUUCAAAGCAUGUCUCUGUUGGCUGGGGAAAGAAGGAGACACAGUUCCAGGGAAAGCGGGCCAAAGCCAUGCGAGAUCCCACGAUGCCAGAGAGGGUCGACGAGGGUUUACCAAGUCCCCAUGAGGAUGGCAAAGUCACUGUGAGUUGGCGAGGCGAUGGCCAGUAUUUCGCGAUAAAUAGUGUGGUCCAUGAUCAUCGCCGAGUGAUCAGAGUUUUCAGCCGUGAGGCUGUAUUGGACAGCGCCAGUGAGCCGGUCGACGGUCUGGAAUCCGCACUGAGUUGGAAACCCUCAGGCAAUCUCAUCGCCGGGAUAAAACGCUCAGAAACUCAGAUCGAGGUUGUUUUCUUCGAGAGAAAUGGUCUUCGUCAUGGCCAAUUUGAUCUUAGAACUACACAGGAGGACAUGGCAACGUGGGCUUCCAGCAUCUCCCUUGACUGGAAUACCGACUCAACCGUACUGGCACUUUCAUUCAAGGACAGGAUACAAUUCUGGACGGUAGGAAACUACCAUUACUACCUCAAGCAAGAGAUAUUUCUUCCGUCUCUCCUCCUUGGCAAAAUACCACUGAGAUGGCAUCCUGAAACGCCAUUGAGGACCACCUUCGCUGAACAAUCCUCGAUUCUAGACCUCACUUUUCAUUUCUCAACAUCGAUUGGCAGUACUAUUCCGCCAAAUGACCACGGAAUCGUGGCAGUCAUCGAUGGGCGAACACUUAAGAUCACUCCAUUCAAACAAGCAGGCAUACCUCCUCCGAUGGCCUUCUGCGAAGUCAACUUCGACUACAGUAUUACUGACUGUGCGAUUAGCCGUGACGGUCAGUGGCUUGCCGUCUUGACCACUCAUACUCUCGAAUUCUGUAAAUGGGCUGUUCGCACCGUAAAAGACACCAAGAGCAGUAAGGCUACCACCAAAUUCAUGCCCAAAAUGCAGAGCUAUUCGCUUCUAUUGCCGGGAGUCAGCACCUCAACAAACACACAUCUCCGGUAUACCCAGGUUGCUCUGAAAGGGACUGAGGUAUACAUUCUUGCUCCCCAUCAAGGUGCAACCAGCACGGUCAUACGUAAAGCAGCGUGGUACGAUAGUGUGCCGUUCGCCUCCUUCGAUGAAUCUUACCCUGGGAGUGACGUGAUCGUGUCAGAGGCAAACGACAGCAUCCUUGUCGAUACUGCACAUGAAGCUGUCUUCGUCACCAACUCGACAGCAUCGUUGACGCAAACUCUCUACCUGCCCUCGGUGCUAGACCAUAUGCGUCUUGCACUUCCAGGAGCCCAGCCCAACAGCACACUCUUCAGGCUUCCCGACAACUCAGACCUGCCAUAUUCCAAGGUCUCCCUAUCACCUCAAGGCACAUUCUACGCGGACAAGACACUUCUCGCACGAGACUGCACAUCCUUCAUCGUGACCGACGCACAUCUAAUCUUCACCACGGCGCAGCACCUCCUCAAAUUUGUGCACCUGACGAAUCCUACACAAAUGCAAGUACCUGGCGAUACGCCCGAAGUGGACGAACGAUGCCGGAGCAUCGAACGAGGGGCGCGAAUCAUCACGGUGAUUCCAUCAAUCUACGCCGUGGUAUUGCAAAUGCCUCGUGGGAACCUGGAGACCAUCUACCCCCGCGUGCUAGUCGUCUCGGGUAUUCGCCAGCUCAUUAGGCUGGGUGACUACUUGGCAGCCUUCCUGGCAUGCCAGACGCACCAGGUCGAUCUGAAUAUCCUGCACGAUUACGACCCAGAAAUGUUCCUUUCUCAAAUCGCCACGUUCAUCGAUCAAUUAAAGAAACCCAGUCGUGUAGAUGAAUUCCUGUCGAAGCUUAAAGACGAGGACGUCACGGAUACUCUAUAUCGAGAUACACUCAAGAAAAGCCCUACAGCAGGGCUCCCUGCUCCUGCUGAUCAAACACAAAGACAAGUCGCUGAGAAGAGAACCAGCAAAGUCAACCGCAUCGCCGACGCCUUCAUCUCCAUCCUCAGCACCAAAGCAUCGUUAUCGCCAAACAGUGCCAACAACACCAACCACCUCCAAAACCUCAUCACGGCACAUGUCAGCAAGCGACCCGCUGACCUGGACGCCGCAUUGACACUAAUCUCGACGCUCCUAAAAACAUCCCCGUCAGAAGCCGACGCCGCAAUCUCACACCUUUGCUUUCUAACCCCAGACACCAACCGACUAUUCGACGCCGCACUAGCACUCUACGACUUGCAACUGACACUGCUUGUGGCGCAGAGUGCGCAGCGCGAUCCGAGGGAAUACAUGCCGUUCCUGGAGUCGCUGUCCACCCUGUCGGAGCUCCGGCGGCGGUACCAGAUCGACAACCAUCUGAGACGGUAUGCAAAGGCGCUCGCCUCGCUGCACGCAAUAGGGCUCAACGAUAAAAGUGGGGUGAAAGAAUGCGACGCCGACGUCCACGAGGAAGCUGAGAAAUAUACUGUGCGUCACGGACUGUACACGGAGGCCAUGGGACUGUACCGAUACGAUGUGGUGCACCUGGCGCGGAUCACACGGCUGUACGCUGAGCAUCUGGCAGGGCAGGAGUCCAAGCACAGUGCAGCGGCCACACUGUUCGAGUCCCUGGGCGACCACGCGGCAGCAUAUCCGCUGUACGCACUGGCACACCGCUGGCGGGAAGCACUAUCGUGCGCGAGCCUGGUGGAGCCGGCACUCGACAGGGGCCGGCUCAGGAAUCUCGCCACAUCACUCGCAACGACCUGCGCCGACGAGUCGCGCGACUAUCGCUCCGCAGCAAGCAUCCACGCCGAGUACCUCUCAGACAUCCCCGGGGCGGCGCUUCUGCUAUGCCGCGGCUCGUACUUUGCGGACGCGCUGCGCCUGCUCUCGCUGCAUCGGCUCAAAGAUCAGAUCCCCAUGAUCGUUGACGGCGGGUUGACGGAGAAAUUCGGCGAGAUCCUCGAGCUCGUGGCCGACUGCAAGACCCAGCUGGCGUCGCAGGUGCCGCGGAUCCACGAGCUGCGGCGGAAGAAGAAGGAGGAUCCACUGGCCUUCUAUGGCGGCGAUCCUUCGUCUAUGCUUGAUGGUGUAGAUAUUCCGGAUAAUGUCUCACUGGCGCCGACGAAUGCGACUACGCAAGGCGGCCAGAGUCUGUUCACGCGGUACGGAUCGAAUGCAAGUAAGUUUGGCGGCACUGUUGCCUCAAAUGUGUCGCGGAAGACGUCAAAGACUAAGAGACGAGAGGAGAGAAAACGUGCGCGAGGGAAGAAGGAUAGUGUCUACGAGGAAGAAUACCUUGUUGCGAGCGUGCAGCGGUUGAUUCAGAGGGUCAACGGCAUCCAUGAAGAGGUCGGUCGAUUGGUCAGUGGUCUGUUGAGGCGAGGGUUGAGAGAUCAAGCUGAAAAAGUGGAUGAGGUCCUGCGAGAGAUUACCAAGCUGUGUGAGAGAGCGAGGGUCGAUGUUUGGGAGGUCAAGGAAGAAGCCACCGUGGUAAUUGAGAGUAAGGGCUCAUACGAUGUUAAUGGGGAAGGCAGACCAUCCGGAGCGGAUGGCAUCUUGUGGGACAGCCAACAUCAGUCGCAGGAGAAGAGAGAAGCCCCUGAUGUCACUGCCUGGGCAUCGAAUGAGCUCUUGUAA